Lasiodiplodia theobromae is the source of this 1428-nucleotide messenger RNA. RefSeq lists its product as uncharacterized. Bases 1 to 1428 code for a protein of 475 amino acids. Lineage: Eukaryota; Fungi; Ascomycota; Dothideomycetes; Botryosphaeriales; Botryosphaeriaceae. The transcript is spliced from 3 exons. The record is from RefSeq and is a predicted model, not a curated record.
AUGGACCGCUCAGACUCUUCCACCACGGUCAGCUCGCACCUGCGUUACGGCGACGUUUUUACUACGGGACGCACGGCGACCGUGUGGAACGUCACCGAUAUGGACAGCAACCUUGCCUAUCUUGUCCAGAUGUUUCACAAGAAACAAGCAUUCGCCAAUGGGAAGUCCGCCCACGAGCGUAUGGAAGAAAUCCCUGCUCUUCGCGGCCGCGUCCCACGCUACUACGGAGUUCCACCAAUGCCGCAUUCCAUCAUACUCGGGACGUACAACGGGAGAAAGCUCAGGGACAUUAUUUGGGGCCUCACAAAUGAAGCGCGUAAUGCCAUUAAGGACCAAAUAACCGAGACGCUUCGGAUACUCCACGAAGCUGGCAUCUCCCACCGCAACGUUACUUCGAGGAACAUCAUCAUCUCCGACGGCCAUGCGAGGUUGGUUGGCUUUAGCCAUGCCUCCCUAGAAGAAGCCGUUGAAGAAGAGUUUAUAUGGGAUGACUGCAAAGAAGCGGAUAACGACAAUGUGAUGGAGAUGUUCUACGAGGUCGAAUCGAUUAAGGCUUACGAAGAGGCUACCCGUCUUCUCGAAAGCGUGCGCAACGGCGAAGAUGUUGCCACGCCACAGCCCCGUCUAGCACGCCUUCUCAACGUUGCCCACGAACGAGAAAAGCUCGCCAGAUCCAUCAUGGACGUCUACAAGCACCCUGAGCCCGUACUGGCUCUUGCGCUUGCCGCCCGCCUGGCCAGACACGACCCUGAUGAAGCCAUCGAUAUCCUUAAGCAGGCGGAAGCCCGUUGCAACGACUCAUCUAUUCCUGUCGGCGAACGGCCUGUGGAGCUGAUCUUGCAGAUGAAGUUGAAUGCUGCUCGAUACUUGAUCGACUCCGAGCAAAGUUACGACGACACCGCCAUGCCACCGUCCGAACGCCUCUGCACAGAAGCGGUCUGGUACUACUUCUGGCAGAUACCUGAGUCUAGCGCUGCCGACGACACCGUUAUGAAGCUGUACUACGAGCUCGCAGAACACUUGCAUAGCCUCGAACUCUAUGGCCACGCGAUGGACAUCUGUAUUCGGGCGCUGGAAGGGGCUAGGAACGUUGACUUUACAAAGGCAGUCUCACCACAUGUCUUAGAAGAGUUUGGUGACCUUAUCAAUGAGGUGAAGUCGGCACUCGUGCUUUACAUCAACAAUAUCAAGGAGGACAUGCAGAGAGGGGGAGAAGAAGAGCAUUCGUGGACGCCCUGGGCCGAGCUGCCGAGACUUGAGAAGGAGUGCCGCCGCGCAAGAGAAGCGGGACGUCUCUGUAACCAGGUAUGGCAGUUGAACGUCCCAGAGGAUUCUGACAUGGCCCGGGAUCUCCCCGUAGACUGGACGUCGGAGGACGCUGCCUGGGCGAGAGAAGACUUGCUUAAUUUCGUACCGUCCGGAAGAUAG